Molecule: messenger RNA, 4028 nt
Organism: Paramecium primaurelia
Lineage: Eukaryota; Ciliophora; Oligohymenophorea; Peniculida; Parameciidae
Source: the annotation of a GenBank genome assembly
AUGUCUUCUAUACACCCUACAAAUACAGGAUUGCUUGAUAAAAAUGUCACUCAAAUGAAAAAGUAAAUUUGGUAUUAAUAAUUGCUAUUCACUUGGGUUUAUCCAUUAUUAUUCGUAAGAUAUUUGUUUCAUUUUUAGAUUGGUAAAAAUCAACCUUUGCGUUAGUAAGAUCUAUAUAGAAUCAAUCAAAAUGAUUCAUCAAUUGUUUCUUUCAAAAGAUUUCACUACUAUUUUUCGAGAUACUUUAUAUCCUUUAAUGGUUUGUAAAAAUCAUUAUUUUUGUCUUUUAUUGGUAAUUUAUCACUAGAAUAUCAAAGGUUAAUUAUGUGUAUGCUUAGUAUUUUAUUUUAUAAGCGUAUCACUAUUUCUUUGUUAACCAUUCAUAACUGAAUAGUCAUAAAAAUUCUUUAUUUAUGAAACAGAUGAUGAAAAGCCUUCAAUAUAAAAAAUGCUUAUAUUCUCAUUUUUGUUCUUUAUUUAUAUGUUUGCAAUAUCUUUAUUAAAGCCAUUUUAACUUUUUUAAUAAGUAAAUUGAUAUUAAAUAAAUAGUCAUUAUUAAGUAUAAAGAUUUAAGGAGCUUUAUAAUAAUAAAUUCUAAUUAAAACUUUAAAAUUUCCAGUCAUAAGAUCAUAACAUUAUUCAAGUGGAGAACUAAUUAAUUUACUAUAAGUAGAUAUAAUGCAAGCAUCAAAUUAUUAUUAAUCUUGUUUUUAAUUAUUUUUAUCUCCAAUAUUUUUAAUUGCUACUGUGGCAAUCUUUUAUAUGACAUUAGGAAAGUAAGCUUUAGUUCCAGUUAUAGGAACAAUAAUCCAAACACUUUUUGGAAUACUUUUUGGUUAUUAUUAUGGUGUAAUUUAAAAAAGAUACAUGAAUUGUAAGGAUCUAAGAAUGAAAUCUGUAGAUGAGGCCUUAAUCUUUUCAAAAUAAUUGAAGUUAAAUUGUCUUGAAGAAUAUUUUGAAGAAAGAGUAAGAAUAUUAUAAUUAUUAGAUAAAACAUAAUAGAGAUUAAGAAUUAAAAUAUUUAAAAUAUUAAGUCUAUUUAUAAAUAUUAAUUCUUUUUAUGUAAUGUGCAUUAAGUGUAGCAACUUAUGAAUUUUGGUUUUUAUUUGCUGAUGAAUUAAAUUUUGGUAUUGUAACAAUAAUGAUGCAAAAUUAUUAAAAUAUAGCAAUGCUUUUAAGUGAGUUACCAAAUUAAUUAAGAAAUUUUUAGACUUCACGAAAUUCUAUUAAUAGAUUAUCAAAUUAUUUUUAAUAAAAUGAAAUUCCUAUAAACACUAUAGCAUAUAAUAAUGCUAAUGAAAAUUCAAUAGAAUUCAUUAAUUCUGAAUUUGAUUGGUAAAAUAAUGAUAAAUUUGUUGAUAAUUGUAAAGAGGAUUAAAAUUAAGAUGAAAAUGUAGAUGUAUUUGGAGUUAAUAUUAAUUUAUCAAUAGGAAAAGGGAAAUUUAUUGCAUUUGUAGGAGGGUAUUUAAUAUUUAUUGAUUUAAUUAGAUCAGCUUCAGGAAAAUCAACAAUUUUAAGAUCAAUUUUGGGGGAAACAAAUAAUUUAGGAGGUUAAAUUAAUUUGAAUGGUUCUAUUUCAGUUGCUAUGCAAGAACCAUGGAUUAUUAGUGGUAGUAUAAGAUAGAAUAUAACUUUUUUAAAUGCUUAUGAUAGUCUUAAAUAUAAGAAGGUUAUAUAGAUAUGUGGAUUAGAUAGAGAUUUGAAAUCUUUUAAAAAUGGAGAUGAAACAAUACUUGGAGAAAAGGGAGACAAUUUAUCUGGAGGAUAACAAAAAAGAAUCAAUUUAGCAAGGGCUGUUUAUAAUGAUGCAGAUAUUUAUUUGUUAGAUGAUCCAUUAAGUUCUUUAGAUAUUAAAGUAAAAUAUUAAAUACAUUAAUAAUGUUUUAAUGGAUAUUUAAAAAAUAAAACCAGAAUUUUAUUUACUAAUUCAAUUUCCAAUCUUUAAGAAUGUGAUAUGAUAUACAUUCUUGAAAAUGGUCGUAUUGUAAAGUAAGGAACAUUUGCAUAAAUUAAAUAUGAUAUUUCAUAAUCAUAAUCAGAUGAAUAAAAAGAAUAUAUUGAUAUUAAAUUUGAAGAAUCUUAUUAUCCAAAAGAAGUAGAAUAAAAAUAAGAAUUAAGAGCAAGUCUAAUUGUUGAAGAAGAUUAAUAAUAAGGAUCAAUUUCUAAAUUAGUCUUUAAAUAAAUAUAUAAAUAUUUAGGGAAAUGCUGGUUGUUUAUUAUCAUAUUAGGUUAUUUUGUUACAACUGUUGCUGGUUAAAUGUUUGGAAAUUCUAAAUUAGCUAUGGAUGGAGUAAGUGAUGAUGAAUUUCGAUCAAUUGCAUUAGUUGCAUAUUUAAUCAUUUAAUUUCCUACAUGUACUGUUGUAGUACUAUUGAAAUUAUACUAUUUAUAUAGAGGUUUAAAGACUUCUAAACAAUUACAUGAAAAAGUUAUUAACAGUUUAGUCAAUGCUUCAUACACUAAAUUUUAUAAUACUAUUCUUAUUGGUAGAUUAAUGAAUCGUUUAAGUAAAGACAUUUAUAAUAUUGAUUUAUUGUUUCCUAAUGAAGUAUACAAUCUUACAAGUUGGUUAACAACUCUCUUAUUACCUUUAAUUGCUUGUUAUCUCUAUUUAAAUGUUAUUGCUCUUCCAAUAUUAAUAGUCUUCUUUAUAUUCAUUAUUUAUUUAACAAUCAUCUAUUAUAGAUGUUUAAGAGAAGUUACAAGAAUUGAAUCAGUUUCAAAAUCUCCAGUUUUUAGUCUAUUUUAAUAAAUAGUUAGAGGUAGUUCAUAUGUGAGAACAAGUGUACCAUAUGAAAAAAUUAUAAAAUAACAAUAAGAAAAUGUAGAUAUUGAUUUAGGUAAUUAAAUCUGUUUAAAUGGUUUCUAAUAUUGGUAUUAAUCAUUAGCUGGAACAUUAACAAAUAUAUUUUAAACAAUACUAUUUAUCAUAUGUGUAAAUAUAUGAUUUAUAUUUAGUUUUUAUAUCCUGGCAAAACUUAAAAAAUGACAAAUAUGGUUUUGUCAUAAAUGCAAGUUGUUUCUUAAUUACUCUUAAAUGCAACAGUUUCAUAUGGUAAUAUUCAAAUGUAUGGUAUCUCUUUUGAAAGAUGUCUUCAUUUAGCUAAGUAUAUUAAUAUAUAUAAUUAUUAAGUAACAUUGAAUUAGAAGAGAGGAACACUAGUUUUAUUACUCCUUCUGAUGAAAAUGAGAAUCAAAAAAAUGAAAAUUUUAUAAAUGCGAUUGAAUUUGACAAAUGUUCUUUUUAAUAUAGACCUAAUUCCAAAUGCAUACUUUCUAAUCUGAGUUUUUCAAUUAAAUUAAAUGAAAAAGUAAUUAUUCCUAUUAUUGUUAGAUUGGAAUAGUAGGAAGAACAGGAGCAGGAAAAAGCUCUAUUAUUUUAGCUUUGACUUAAAUAUUAGAUUAAACAUAUGGAUCAAUAAAUAUCUUAGGAAAAAAUAUGAAUUCAUAUAAAAUUUCUGAACUUAGAAAAUAAUUUUCUAUUAUCCCAUAAGAUCCACUUGUUUUUAUGGGAUCACUUAGAAAUAAUUUAGAUCCAGAAAAUAAAUAUGUUGAUUCUACUAUACUUAAAGUUUGUGAGAUUUGUUAAUUAUUUGAUCUUGAAUCAUUUAAACAAUAGUGUAUUUAUUUUUACUAUGUUUUAAGAAUUACUUAGUGAAAUAUAAGUUUAGGGUAGUAAUUUAAGUUAAGGAGAAAAAUAAUUAUUAAACAUUGCAAGAUGUUUAUUAGAUAAUUAAAAAAUUAUUUUAGUAGAUGAAGCUACAGCCAGUAUAGAUGGUCCAACUGAAGAAAAGAUUAAAGAUGUAAAUAUUAUAUUAAUAUUUAUAAAGAUUUUUGAAUAACACCUAUCUUAAUGUACAAUUCUUACAAUUGCCCAUAAAGUUACCACUAUUAUGAAAUCUGAUAGAAUAAUGGUUCUUGAUGAUGGAAAUAUUAUUGAAUUUGAUACUCCUUUAAAUUUACUAUAAAAUGAAAAUAGUGAAUUCAAACAAAUAAUUGAAUUAAUUAAACAUUCAGAGAAAUUAUGA